Messenger RNA from Aedes aegypti (yellow fever mosquito), 706 nucleotides. RefSeq names its product puromycin-sensitive aminopeptidase-like protein. NCBI's taxonomy places the organism in Eukaryota, Metazoa, Arthropoda, Insecta, Diptera, Culicidae. The coding region runs from base 73 to 684 and encodes 203 amino acids. The transcript has a single exon. The record is from RefSeq and is a predicted model, not a curated record. Gene Ontology annotation, biological process: peptide catabolic process; proteolysis. Gene Ontology annotation, cellular component: cytoplasm. Gene Ontology annotation, molecular function: peptide binding; zinc ion binding; metalloaminopeptidase activity.
GGACGUCGAUCGUUACGACAAGAAUUAGUCGAGCUCAGAGCGGAGACAAGGUUAAGCGUUUGGGCUAUAACCAUGAAGUGGAAAGAACUGUCCUAUCUCGCGGUAAUACUGCUAGUGAUUUGUGUUCCCAUUAGUGAAGCUUUCGAAAGUUUUCGCCUACCCAACACCACGAUUCCAACCCAUUACGAUUUGUUCAUCAACACCGAAAUCCACAACGGCGACUUGGACUACAAUGGAACAGUGAAGAUAGCCAUAAACAUUCUGGAGGACACGAAGCAAAUAGUUUUGCACAGUUCGCGAAGUACCUUGGUGAAUGUCGAACUUACGAACGACAAUCAACUGCCCAUGAAAGUGAUAAAUUAUGAGUUACACAAUGAGCGGGAAUUCCUCGUCGUGUAUACGGCAGAUGUUCUAAAGAGUGGGAGCCGAGUGGUGCUUGCAAUCGAUUUUCUGAACAGUAUCAACAGAACGGAUCAGGCCGGCUUCUACAGGACGUCCUACACCGACGACGACGGGACGCUGAAGUAUUCAGGAGUGACCCAGUUUCAGGCAUGCGAUGCGAGAUCGGCCUUUCCCUGCUACGACGAACCCGGCAUCAAGACCACGUUCGACGUAAGAAUUGCCUGCGGCAUUGAUUAUCACGCCAGAUCCAAUGCCGAGAUUGCGAGCAUUUCCAUACUGUGAGUAUCGACGUUAACUGGAGACA